Messenger RNA from Exophiala aquamarina CBS 119918, 903 nucleotides. RefSeq lists its product as uncharacterized. The record is from RefSeq and is a predicted model, not a curated record. NCBI's taxonomy places the organism in Eukaryota, Fungi, Ascomycota, Eurotiomycetes, Chaetothyriales, Herpotrichiellaceae. Gene Ontology annotation, molecular function: hydrolase activity. The coding region runs from base 1 to 903 and encodes 300 amino acids. The transcript is spliced from 2 exons.
AUGCAUGGAAGCGUCAAGGAUAUCCGUGACAUGUACGACAAUCUGGUGGCCAUGCUUCUCCCACAGCUGCCACCACCAUCAGACGCCACCGAGAGCGUAGAUGGUGAAGUCGAAGGAGUCAAGUAUCGCGUCUACACCCCCAAGGAGGCUGCCAAACAAGGACCCCUUCCUGUUGCCAUCUGGACCCACGGAGGAGGAUGGAUGACAGGCGAUCUCAACUCAGACGAUCUCCUCUGCAGGGUCAUGGCUGAACAUGUUCCUUCCAUCAUCGUCAAUGUCGACUAUCGACUCGCUCCUGAGCACAAGGUCCCCACCCAGCUGGAGGAUACGCUGAAGGUGUAUCGAUGGGCUAUGGAGAACGCAGCUUCGAUUGGCGGAGAUCCCAACAAGUUCUACACGAUUGGAGGGUCCGCAGGAGGUGCUCUGGCUCUUCAAGUUGCUAAUCGCAUUGUCAAGGACCCCGCGACACGCAAAGGGAUCAGAGGAAUUGCUGCCCUGGUGCCAUGCACUCUUCACUGGGACCACGUGCCUGAGGAGUACAAGUCCAUCCACAAGUCCUACGAGGAGAACAAGGAGGGUGUCCCCAUCAUCGACAAGGAAUCAAUGGACAUCUUCUACAGAGAAGCAGGAGCUGACCCCAAGGACAGCGACAUCUUCACCGCACUGGCUACCGACAACCACAAGAAUUUCCCACCCACGUACCUCGCAAGCUGCGAGUUUGAUCCCUUGAGAGAUGAUGCAUAUGUAAUGGAGGCGGCGUUGAAGAAAGCUGGCGUCCCAACCAAACAUGAUCACUACAAGGGCCUACCGCAUUACUUCUGGAUCUUCCCUUCGGUGCCGGAAGGUCAACAGUUUGUCGGAAACCUUAUCGGUGGAGUCAAGUGGUUGAUCUCACAGAUGUAG